GUUUCCGUGUCAGCCGUCGCGGCUCCGGCAUAUGCAGGCGCGGCUCAACGAGUCCGGCGGGGAGGGGGUAGCCAUGGAGGAAGCGGCUCUAACUCUCCCCCGCUGACAUACCCUGUCCCCAGUGCUGCCGGCCCGCCCGCCAUCCCGUUCGGCCGCCUCGGGAACAGUGUGCUGCGGCGGCCCCGUGUUUACCCCAGUUCUUAACAGGUAGCCGCGUCUGACGGCAAGUGAGGGUUGUGGCUUCCGGGGAUGUUAAUACGCAUGCUCGGAGCGUUGGCGCAUGCUCAGUAACGGCAAAGUAGCUGAUCCUGACACUCCGCCGCCUCUCCCCAGCCCAGCUGGAGGAGCCAUGGACAAAGCCGACAAGAAUGUUAAACUGUCAGCUGAAGUAGAACCAUUUAUUCCUCAGAAGAAGGGUCCUGAUACACUUAUGAUAUCUAUGGCUCUCCCUAAUGAGAGUGGAGGUGUUAAUGGAGUGGAACCAACUCCUAUUCCUAGCUACCUGAUUACUUGCUACCCAUUUGUACAGGAAAACCAGGCCAACAGACAAUUUCCAUUAUAUAAUAAUGACAUCAGAUGGCAGCAGCCAAACCCAAGCCCCACAGGACCUUACCUUGCUUAUCCUAUUAUAUCUGCUCAACCACCUGUCUCUACAGAGUAUACGUAUUACCAGUUUAUGCCAGCCCCAUGUGCACAAGUCAUGGGUUUCUAUCAUCCUUUUCCUGCACCCUACUCUGCACCCUUUCAGACAGCAAGUGCUGUAAGUACAGUUACAACCGAAUGCACUGAUCGCCCAAACCAGCCAGGCCAGGUCUUUCCAUUAUCCAGACAGCGAAGCAAAAGCAGUAACAGGGGACCAGCUGCGCAAAAGCAACUACAGUUACAGGCACACAUAAAAAGCAAAAGGGCUCCAGUGAAAAGUGUGGCUAUCCAAAAAGAGACCAGUGCAUCAGGCCCUGAGAACAGAUCAAAAAUUGUGCUGUUGGUUGAUGCAUCUCAGCAAACAGAUUUUCCUUCAGAGAUAGCUAAUAAGUCACUUUCUGAGAGCUCUAGUACAAUGCUAUGGAAAUCAAAAGGCAGGCGAAGACGUGCAUCCCAUCCUGCUGCAGAGUCCUCCAGUGAACAAGGGGCCAGUGAAGCCGAUAUUGACAGCGAUAGUGGUUACUGCAGUCCUAAACAUAGCAACAAUCAGGCUGCUGCUGCCGCCAUAACUUCAAAAAAUAUAGAUUCUGGUGCAAUGAAUAUUGUAGAACCAUCAAUAAAUGCAGCUGCCAUAAGUUGGACUAAUGUAAAUUCCCAGGCAACUCAGAAAAAACCUUGGAUAGAAAACCCUCAGACAUUUUCCAGAGGUGGAAGACCAGCUGAACAGAGAAAUAGUUCACAGUCUGGUUUCAGAUGCAGGGGACAAAGCACAUCUUCAGAAAGAAGGCAAAAGCUUCAGAAGCGACACGAGAAGCCUUUAACCACAAGCCAAUCAAGCAGAGCAGAACAAAGUCCCGAACCCUUGUACUUUGAGGAUGAAGAUGAAUUUCCAGAGUUAAAUAGUGACAGUGGAAGUGGCAAAGGUGGUAACAUUCAGCAAAAAUUUUCACCAAAAGUACUGGAUGAUUUACCUGAAAAUUCUCCAAUCAAUAUAGUCCAAACUCCAAUUCCUAUUACAACCUCUGUACCCAAACGUGCAAAAAGUCAAAAGAAGAAAGCCUUGGCAGCAGCACUUGCCACAGCUCAAGAAUAUUCAGAAAUAAGUAUGGAGCAGAAGAAACUCCAGGAGGCUUUAUCAAAAGCAGCUGGGAAGAAGAGUAAAGCUCCCGUGCAGCUAGACUUAGGGGAUAUGUUAGCAGCGCUUGAGAAACAGCAACAAGCAAUGAAAGCCCGUCAGCUCACCAAUACCAGGCCCCUCUCAUACACAGUUGGCGGUGGUGCACCUUUUCAUACCAAAGAAUCUACCAACAGAAAGUCAUUAACUAAAGGACAGCCAUCUGUGGGUUGUCUUAAUCCUUUGGACUCAACUGCUCCAAAAGUAAAAAGAGGAAAAGAGAGAGAAAUUUCCAAACUAAAGCGCCCGACCGCACUUAAAAAGAUUAUUUUAAAAGAGAGAGAAGAAAAGAAAGGACGCUUAUCUGCAGAUCACAGUCUUCUGGGAUCUGAUGAACAGAAAGAGGUGCAUGUAUGUUUGACUGAUGACCAGUCUCAGGAGUUAGCCUCUCAAGAAGAACCGGGGCUAAGUAUGCCUAGUGAUACUUCACUCUCUCCAGCAAGUCAGAACUCUCCAUAUUGCAUGACUCCAGUGUCACAAGGCUCACCUGCCAGUUCAGGGAUAGGUAGUCCAAUGGCAUCUUCAACAAUCACUAAAAUUCACAGCAAGAGAUUUAGAGAGUAUUGUAAUCAAGUUCUAAGUAAAGAAAUAGACGAGUGUGUGACUUUGCUAUUGCAAGAGCUUGUCAGCUUCCAGGAACGCAUUUACCAAAAGGAUCCCAUGAGAGCUAAAGCAAGGAGAAGGCUUGUUAUGGGUUUGCGUGAGGUUACUAAGCACAUGAAGUUAAACAAGAUAAAAUGUGUGAUCAUUUCUCCUAACUGUGAAAAAAUCCAGUCAAAAGGUGGAUUGGAUGAAGCUCUGUAUAACGUAAUAGCCAUGGCACGAGAGCAAGAGAUUCCUUUUGUCUUUGCACUUGGACGUAAAGCUCUUGGUCGUUGUGUGAACAAGCUAGUUCCUGUUAGUGUGGUGGGAAUCUUCAACUAUUCUGGUGCUGAGAGCCUGUUUAAUAAGUUGGUCUCGCUGACUGAGGAGGCCAGAAAGGCAUACAGAGAUAUGGUUGCAUCGAUGGAGCAGGAGCAGGCAGAAGAGGCCUUAAAGAAUGUUAAGAAGGCACCCCAUCACAUGGGUCAUUCUCGUAAUCCCUCUGCAGCAAGUGCUAUUUCAUUCUGUAGUGUUAUUUCAGAGCCCAUAUCUGAAGUGAAUGAGAAAGAAUAUGAAACAAACUGGAGAAACAUGGUGGAAACAUCUGAUGGGUUAGAAACCUCUGAAAAUGAGAGAGAGUCCUCAUUUAAGACCACUGCACCAGAAAAAUCUAGCAGUGUUCAAAUUGAGAAAGCCACUGUUAACAAACAGCCACUUACAGCUACAACCGGAACUACCUCAACUGCAAGUCAUGGAAAAUCCUUGCCAAGUGACAAAGAAGAGGUGAAGCCAGAUGACAAUCUGGAGUGGGCCUCACAGCAGAGUACAGAGACAGGAUCUUUGGAUGGCAGCUGUCGUGAUCUUUUGAAUUCCUCCAUGACCAGUACCACCAGUACUCUUGUACCAGGAAUGCUUGAAGAAGAGGAGGAGGAUGACGACGAAGAUGAGGAGGAUUACACCCAUGAACCUAUAUCGGUAGAGGUUCAACUUAAUAGCAGAAUUGAAUCUUGGGUCUCAGAGACCCAAAGAACUAUGGAAACCCUUCAACUUGGGAAGACCCUUAGUGGUGCAGAGGGAGACAAUGCAGAACAGAGUGAAGAGGAAGAGUUAGAAACUCCUGAGCAGGUAGAUCCAGUAAUUGAUGGUGAGGAAUGGACAACUGAUAAGCACGCAAGUAAUGCCCAACAUAAACCCACGAUCAGCAAUUCUUUGAAUAAAGAACACACAGAUUCCAAUUACAUGUUGUAAAAAUAAGCACAAACUCAGGAACUCUUUAAAAUUAUAAUUAACUGUUGUAAGGGUUGCAGCCAUUAUUUUGUAUGCUUCAUCUCAACAUUUUGCACUGUUUAACAUUUAAUGUAUGUAUUUAAUUCACCACAAAUAUUUGUAGUUGUCUUUUGUUAAUUGUUUCAUUAAAACCUAUAGUUUAGCUUUUAAUCAGUAUCUGUGUAUUUCCCAGAAUUGAAACCAUCUGUGUAAAAAUUUCAGUCAGUAUUAGAUAUUCACUUGAGCUUCUUUUGUAAACGGAGAAACUAUUUAUAAAUGACCAAUUGUAAGCAAAAAUCUUCUUAAAUUUGACUGUUUAUCUUUUUUUCAACACAUGAGCUGAUCUAUGUUUUAAGACUUGCAACAGUUACCAACAUUUUGCAUUGCUGAUACCCCAAUCAUUUUAACCUGAUUGGCCAUAAUUUUCUAAUUAUACCAGGAAAUAAAAUGGCUUCUCUAUAAAGAGAAGCCAGAAAAAUCCAAAAACAUUUUUCUUGCAGUCAAAAGGAAGAGGAGAUUAUAGAGAAAUGUAUGCAUGAUUCUUAUGCUAAGACAGAUGCAGCUUUUAGUUGGGUCUAUGAGGGUAUAUCGCAAAAGAUGCGGACUGUAAUGAGAUGGUUACAAUAUGCUAGAAUAACUUUAACCCAAAACCACAUAGCAAAAUGUAUGUGUUUGCUUUUUUCCAAUGAAAUACUUAAAAAUCACUGUGUGCAGAGUCACAGUAAGGGAACCAUUAACCAUGACCACCAUCCAUGUUGUUCUUAGUAACUGACUGCUUCCUUAUUCUUUCACUUACCUCAGGAAUGCUGAUGUGCAUAAUUUUAUUUACAUUAAAUAAAACAGGCAUAAGUGAUCUGAGUAUUUAACAGUAAGUGUGACUGAUAUAAUAGCUAAGUGUAUGGUUGUGUUCACUUGCAUGCUUUGAUUCUGGCCACUUUUAAGUUCAGGAUCAAUUUUAGGAUUAAUUCUCAUUGAGAAUGUGAACUCUUGUUCCUCAGUUGUAGCAGCCUAAUAGUUGACUUCUAGAGUAGUAAAGUAGUUGUUCUGGGAAGGCAGGAAAGUGCCUUGGAGUUC
Emys orbicularis (European pond turtle) is the source of this 4738-nucleotide messenger RNA. RefSeq names its product SECIS binding protein 2 like (gene SECISBP2L). The transcript is spliced from 18 exons. Gene Ontology annotation, cellular component: ribonucleoprotein complex. NCBI's taxonomy places the organism in Eukaryota, Metazoa, Chordata, Testudines, Emydidae. The record is from RefSeq and is a predicted model, not a curated record. Bases 281 to 3646 code for a protein of 1121 amino acids. Gene Ontology annotation, biological process: selenocysteine incorporation. Gene Ontology annotation, molecular function: mRNA 3'-UTR binding; ribonucleoprotein complex binding; selenocysteine insertion sequence binding.